Molecule: messenger RNA, 588 nt
Organism: Echinostoma caproni
Lineage: Eukaryota; Metazoa; Platyhelminthes; Trematoda; Plagiorchiida; Echinostomatidae
Source: the annotation of a GenBank genome assembly
AUGCCCAUUCUAGAUGGUGGAUCGAUCGAAGUGAAGGGUUACGCGGACGCAAUGAAAGCUUCCCCGGUUUUUGCAGAAUUAUCACAAAUUCGUAAUAUUCGUCCAAGUUUUCAUACUCUCCGCCUUGGAAUGGCCGGAGUGAUUUUGUAUACGGGAUCUGUGUGGUAUUUAUUUCGGGGCAGGGAACCUUGGNCUUUUUCACAUGGUGCUCCGGAUAACGCGCGAACUCUUCCAGCAUCCAAGUGUAAACCAAUUGUCUAUCCCAAACCUGAUGGAGUCCUUAGUUUUGACCUCCCCAGUUCCGUUCAACUCACGGGCACUAAUCACGAUCAGGAUCAACCGGCACACCUAACACUCCUAGACGAUACGGUCCCAGAAAAGAUCAAUCUUCCGAUUUACGAUGGACCGGAACAACGCUUUUGUCCUGCCGGAGUUUACGAAUACGUGGAGACUGAGGAUGGAAGACAACUGCACAUCAACGCUCAAAAUUGUAUACACUGCAAAACUUGCGACAUCAAAGAUCCGACUCAGAAUAUCAAUUGGGUUGUACCGCAAGGAGGAGAAGGGCCUGCCUACACCGGAAUGUAA